Humulus lupulus (European hop) is the source of this 1354-nucleotide messenger RNA. Its product is annotated as protein AGENET DOMAIN (AGD)-CONTAINING P1-like. The coding region runs from base 142 to 1044 and encodes 300 amino acids. The transcript is spliced from 3 exons. The record is from RefSeq and is a predicted model, not a curated record. Lineage: Eukaryota; Viridiplantae; Streptophyta; Magnoliopsida; Rosales; Cannabaceae.
UUCUUAUUUCAAAUUCAAAUCUUUCAUAUAUGAUCGAGCCCAUACCCCAAAUCCCUACGACUCUCACUCUAAUAUCUUCUCCAAAUUACCAAAGAAAAAAUCAAAAAGAGAAAACUUUCUCUCCCAAAGUUCAAACCUUCAAUGGCUGCCAUUCGAGGAGAAGCUUACUUCAGCGUAGGGGCGGAGGUCGAGGUCAGGAGCCCAGUCGGCUACUUCAUUCCGGCAACGAUCAUCGCCAGGGGCUCCUCCGCCACCAGUUUUCUUGUCGAAUACAAAACCCUAAAGACCAAAACCAGUAUCGACAAAAACAAGGGCAAACCCUCGACGGAGGAGUUAGAUGUAUCGCUUAUGAGGCCGUCUCCGCCCAAAGAGAACAAUUGUACGUAUUUUAAGGCCGGCCAAGAAGUCGACGCCUACUAUAAGGGUAGUUGGUGGGAGGGACUGGUUACUGAAGUCUUUGAAGAUUCUUCGUAUUUCUUUGUUUGCUUGAACGGGAAUCAUGAGGUGGAACUCGAGAUUUCCAACUUGAGACCCCACCGUGACUGGGUUGAUGGACAAUGGGUUCCUCCUCUUAAUGUUAAGUUUGUGAAUAAGCAAAAUGUGGCAGUUUCUAAUGGAGGGCAAAGAAUGGAGGAAUUUGAGAUAGGAUCACUAGUUGAGAUUAGAAACGAGGAAGAAGGAUUUGAAGGUUCAUGGUAUACUGCAUCUAUUGUCAAAAGUGUGGAUAAUGAAAAGUAUUGUGUUCAGUAUAAGACUAUAAGAACAGAGACUGGUGAGAAGUUUUUGUGUGAGGAGGUCGAUAGAAGAAACAUAAGGCCUUAUCCUCCGGAAAUUAUUAGGGUUGAUUCUUUUGGCCUAAAUGAAGAAGUUGAUGCAUAUUACAAUGAUGGUUGGUGGGAAGGUGUUAUAUGCAAGGUCUUGUCAAGAGGAAGGUACAGAGUUUACUUUAAAAGCUCAGAUGAAGAAAUUCUGUUUGAGCAUGAAGAGUUGAGAUUGCAUCAAAAUUGGAUCAAUCAUACUUGGGUUUGGAACUCUAAGCAGUAAAGUCCGAAACAUAUGUGAAGAGCUCUGAAGGAGUAGCACAUUUAACUUUCUAAUUUAAAAUUUUGAAAUUGUUUCUCGGAGCUGUGCAGUGACCUUUCUCCAUUGAACUACGAUUAGAAAAAAGGAUAGUUAUCAGUUAAUGUCAUUAAUUGACUGGCUAGUAUAUGAAUUAUAUAAUUUUACAGCUGUAUAGAUCAGUGGUACUUUGCAGCAGUGAAAAUCAGUACAUUUUGUGUUUAAUUCGUUACUUUAGACCACUUGAUUUAGAUCUCUGUUAAUAUAUUUAGCUAUUAUUAUUGAUAUUAUUAAA